CUUGGUUUGAUAAUUGAUUGUGAUCUUUUUUUCAGAAUUUAAAUUUCGAAUGCUUGACAUCAGAAAAUAAAUGUCGGGGUUUAUUUUUCUAUACAUAUACAAUUAUUUAACUUGAUUUAUCAUUAAUUAAUUUCAAAGAUUAUAAUUAUAAAUCUCUCUAAUUUAAAUAACUGGCAUGUCUUUUAGGGUGCAAAUCUAAUACAUACAGCAUUUUACUAAUAAACCUAAAAGACACUCCCUCAACAUUCAAAAUAGAAAUUUAAAUAAGAAAACAGCUUUUUUAUGUCAAAUAAAGUGAUAGGUUGUUGGUAAAAGUAUCUGAUUUUGUUUUGUAAUUAAAAGAGGAAUAACUAUGAAAUACUUUUUUUCAUUUUAAGCAUUUAUGACAACGGUCAACAGAGGUCAACAAGAAAAGAUGACAAGGCCUACACCUUGUUCAAAUAAAGACAACUAUGAUAUUUAUACAGUUAUAGCUGAAUCAACAGAAACUGUUCAAGGAAUAUAUGAAAUCCCUGUAGAGACCACACAAGCCCCCGUAAGCAAAUGUAGAUUUGACGCAGUCAAUACUGAAAGAUCUAACCCAACACUGGGUUCAGUGUUUGGAUCAGGGAUCAGCGGCAUAUUUGUUGGAGCAACACUUACUACAAUUUUGUUUGUUGUUUAUAACAAGAGAAAGAGGCCAGAUGUUAACCAAGGUAAUUCGCAUCAACCGUCAAAUGAAAGACACAGGAAUUAUUCUGUCGCCAUUUACUGUGAUCCAGUUGAAUGUAUCGAAUCGAACCGCAAAUUGGAGGAAUGUCCAAAAGGAAUUCUUAACCCGGAAUCACUCCGCAGAGAAAGUCAACAGAAUCAUUCCGAUUUCGAUCAAACCAGCUACAGCCACCUUAAUGAGAAAGGUGAAACAGAUGUCAUCUUAGAAACCAACUAUGAUCCUGUUAAUUUCACACAGAAUGCAGCAAAACAACCUGUGAAUUAUGACGUGUGUAUGGCAGUGGAUAUUCCAGAUGCAGAAAAAUCUUUUUAUGAACUUCAAGAACCUUUUGAACAAACAUGACGUGAAUAAGAUGUUUUAAUUACUU
Messenger RNA from Saccostrea cuccullata (small rock oyster), 1079 nucleotides. RefSeq lists its product as uncharacterized. The transcript has 4 exons. The record is from RefSeq and is a predicted model, not a curated record. The coding region runs from base 383 to 1054 and encodes 223 amino acids. NCBI's taxonomy places the organism in Eukaryota, Metazoa, Mollusca, Bivalvia, Ostreida, Ostreidae.